Messenger RNA from Pipistrellus nathusii (Nathusius's pipistrelle), 1020 nucleotides. The record is from the annotation of a GenBank genome assembly. NCBI's taxonomy places the organism in Eukaryota, Metazoa, Chordata, Mammalia, Chiroptera, Vespertilionidae.
AUGACAGACAGAAGCCCCUUCGAGACGGACAUGCUCACCCUCACCCGCUAUGUGAUGGAGAGGGGCCGCCAGGCGAGAGGGACGGGGGAGCUCACGCAGCUGCUGAACUCCAUGCUGACGGCCAUCAAGGCCAUCUCCUCGGCCGUGCGCAAGGCCGGCCUGGCCAACCUGUAUGGGAUUGCGGGGAGUGUGAACGUGACAGGGGAUGAGGUGAAGAAACUGGAUGUGUUGUCCAACUCCCUGGUCAUCAACAUGCUGCAGUCCUCCUACAGCACCUGCGUGCUGGUCUCAGAAGAGAAUAAAGAGGCCAUCAUCACCGCCAAGGACAAGAGGGGCAAGUACGUGGUCUGCUUCGACCCCCUGGACGGCUCCUCCAACAUCGACUGCCUGGCCUCCAUCGGGACCAUCUUCGCCAUCUACCGGAAGACCUCAGAGGAGGAGCCUUCGGAAAAGGAUGCCCUGCAGCCCGGCAGCAAUAUCGUGGCCGCGGGCUACGCCCUCUACGGCAGUGCCACCCUGGUGGCUCUUUCCACUGGGCAAGGAGUGGACCUCUUCAUGCUUGACCCAGCUCUUGGUGAAUUUGUUCUGGUAGAAAAAGAGGUCAAAAUCAAAAAGAAAGGAAAUAUUUACAGCCUCAAUGAGGGAUACGCCAAGUAUUUUGAUGCUGCCACCACAGAAUACGUGCAAAAAAAGAAAUUCCCCGAGGACAGCGGGCCUCCCUAUGGGGCCAGGUACGUGGGCUCCAUGGUUGCCGAUGUGCACCGCACCCUGGUCUAUGGAGGGAUCUUCCUGUACCCGGCGAACCGGAAGAACCCCAAGGGCAAGCUCCGGCUCCUGUACGAGUGCAAUCCUGUGGCCUUCAUCAUUGAGCAGGCAGGGGGCUUGGCGACCACGGGCACCCAGCCGGUUUUGGACGUGAAGCCCGAGACCAUUCACCAACGAGUCCCCCUUAUUCUGGGGUCCCCGGAUGAUGUGCAGGAAUAUCUCACCUGUGUUCAGAGAAACCAGGUAGGCAAGUAG